UCGAGCGGCGCUGCUUUUGAAAGAGACGCCGGGACACUCUUGCGCUGCCUUGUCCGGCGGGGGGCUGUGUAUGGGGGGAGGCUCUUCGCGGCCGGUUUAGUCCCCCGGGCCCUCCCUGAUUCGGGAGCUUUGAGGCGCUUAGGAGGCGGAGGUGAAGGGGCUACUUCUUCAGUGUUCUUGGUUCAUUUCUAGAAAAUCUAAAAUGACAUCCAAAGCCACCAGUGAGACAAGUGUCAGCAAAUGGAAGCUAAAGUCUGGAGAUUCAAAAUCUGAAACCGAGUUGCAGAUAUAUAAGAAGGAGAAUGCAGCCCUGAAGAAGUCGUUGGAAGAAAUGAUUAAGGGCAAAAGCAAAAUGACACCUGAAGAAAGAAAAAGGCUUUUGGAGAAAAUACUUGCCCUUGAGAUGGAAAAUGAAAAAUACCACAUUAUUCUUGGGGGGAAAGAUAAAGAAAUCCAACACCUAAAAGACGAGCUGAAAAAAAGAAGCAAAACUGGAGAGCUUACCAGCCUCCAUAGCCGACUGGAAGAAACAACAAAGGAAGUGGCAAAGAAAGAACAGCAGCUCACUUCUCUCUUGCGAGAAAUGGAUCGUCUGAAAAACGAGUUAGCUCCAAAGUGCUCAGAGCUUGAAAACAGAGACAGAACUGUUCAGGUUUCCCAGGAAACUGUUGCUGUCUUCUCUGGAUCACAAAGAAGUGUGAAUGAAGUUGAAAUCCAACUCAAAGAUGCUUUGGAGAAAAACCACCAGUGGCUGAUAUAUGACCAGCAACGUGAGGCCUAUGUGCAGGGCCUCUUGGCAAGGAUCUUUGAACUGGAGCAGCAGUUCAAAACUAUUAUCCAGCAGGAAGUCAAAGAAACCCAGACAGAAGAAGAACAGCAGAUAAAUUAUGAUCAGCUGUUGGUAGCUACCAGACAUGAUCUUGAGAUAGAAAGACUUGCUGUAGCACAGCUGCAUUCUGAGCUUAAUGCAUUCAAAAGGAAGCAUGACGAAACCCAGCGAGAGAUGAUGCACUUAAAUGUACUGAAGUCAGAACAUCAAACGAACAUGCAGACUCUUCAGGAUGAAAACCAUUUCAAAGAAGAGAUAAUACAGAGGCUUACACAUGAAAGCCAAUUAACCAGAGAAAAGCUUGAAGAAGAAAGGAAAAGGACAGAAGCACUCGUAUCGCAGGUUGAAUUGCUUCACAAAUCUCUCUUAAAGCAGCAAGAGGAACACUCCAGGAUAGCAGCUUUGGAACAGCAGGUCCAGGCAUGUACAUCAGACUUUGAGAAUGAAAAGGUUGAUCGUCAGAACUUGCAGCAUCAGUUGCAUAAGCUCCUUAAGGAGCUACGCAAAGCAAGAGAGCAGAUCACACGUCUUGAGCCUGCGAAGCUCCCAGAACAUGCAUGUAUAGAAGUCCUGCACAAUUUCCAGACUGCCUUUGAAGACAAGCUGGUAAUACAAGACGAGUGUUCUUCACCAAAGCGUUCAAAUCUUCUUGAUGAAAGUUUCCUGGAAUGUCCCAAAUGUAAAGCACUAUAUCCAACAAGCCAGCACAGGGAGUUAUUAGCCCAUAUUGAUUUCUGUGCAGAUUAAAAUCUGUAGGUAUUUUUAUUGUACCCAGCUAUUUAAACUAAAAAAUAAUGGUGUUUAAAAAUAGCUGAUGAGGGCUGCAUUCAGACACCAUGUGAAGUCAACAUUAUGCACAUACCGGCUUGAUCCUGGGUUUGUGUUCAUACUUUGCUUUCUGGCCUCGCGCAUUUGCUUUGUUUCUGCCUCCUCUCAACCCUCCUUUUGUACAAGAAGGGAGGGGAUGAGACAGGAGCAAUCGGGUUUGUGCAUAAUGCUGGCUUAAUGUGGCCUCCAAUGCAGACAGAUUAUAAAAGACUACUGUUUUACAUAUGAAAUAAAACAAUGUACAGAACAUUAAUUUUUUUAAUGAAUAAAACUGGUCUUUGCAGUUAUCCCAGAAGCAGCAAACAAAUAUGUAUUUCAGACCUUCUAUCUUAAUAUUCUAACUACUGAUUGUAUUUGCACUGUGUACAGACUAGAGCAGUAGAAAUGUUCAGUUUACUUGACUUAUUUUGCAUGGCCUUCUAAAUGGUCAAGAAAAAGCCUAUGAAAUACUUUUAUUUCAGUCUGAGAAUGUCUAAUUUUAAUUGAUUGGAAUAAUAUAUAACUUCUUCAACCUGUCUCCAAAACACUUUUUCACUAUUUUAAUAUCUUGAGACAUUCCAGAAUUUGCAGAAAAAGAAAUAUGUCUAUUGUGAUUGCUUUGGAGGGUGUAGUCUCUUCUCAAGCACAAGAAAAGCAGACAAUUUAGUGAGCAGUCCAUCGUCCAGCUUCCAUUAAACGCUGUAUGUGUGAGUGCCCAAAAAUCAGUGAACCCAAACAUCAGUGCAUCAGGAUGCCUCUCCCUUUGAAACACACUCCUCUUAGCAUUCUGGUAUCCCACAGCUAAAAGCAAGGGAUGUAAUACAGCAGGAAGCCUAUUUUAAAAGCUAUUUCCUUAUAAGCAAUGAAAUAAAAUGAAACUGGCUUUGCCAGCU
Eublepharis macularius is the source of this 2529-nucleotide messenger RNA. It is a transcript of the gene CEP55, whose product is annotated as centrosomal protein 55. Gene Ontology annotation, biological process: regulation of phosphatidylinositol 3-kinase/protein kinase B signal transduction; mitotic cytokinesis. The record is from RefSeq and is a predicted model, not a curated record. The transcript has 9 exons. Lineage: Eukaryota; Metazoa; Chordata; Lepidosauria; Squamata; Eublepharidae. Bases 203 to 1576 code for a protein of 457 amino acids.